Molecule: messenger RNA, 706 nt
Organism: Tarenaya hassleriana
Lineage: Eukaryota; Viridiplantae; Streptophyta; Magnoliopsida; Brassicales; Cleomaceae
Product: protein FATTY ACID EXPORT 6
Exons: 3
Coding region: 184-543 (119 amino acids)
Cellular component (GO): membrane
Source: RefSeq, a predicted model, not a curated record
UGGAGCCGAAGUGGGUAGUUGUCAGCCGUUGACGAAGCGAGCCUUUUCCACGCGCUCACCACGCUCACCAUCAUCAUCAUCUUCAAACGAUUUAGGAUCAACACAAAUACCUGUGACUUUCUUCAUCAAUCCGCGAAAACCCAGUUUCCAUUUUCCCGAGAAAUUCAUACCCAUUCCGACAAAAUGCACGAUUUCUGCUUCACGAUCCCGUACGGGAUGCUCCUCGUCGGCGGAGGUGUUUUCGGGUACUUGAGGAGAGGGAGCACCGUAUCUCUCGCCGGAGGUGUUGGAACCGGAUUCUUGCUCAUCCUCGCUGGGUAUCUCAGCCUCAAGGCCUUCGAGAAGAAGAAGAAUUCGGCUCUCGCCCUGAUUAUCGAGACAGUAUGUGCUGCCGCUCUUACUUUAAUCAUGGGACAACGUUUCAUGCUAACUCAAAAGAUUAUGCCGGCUGCCGUGGUUGCUGGGAUCAGUGCUCUCAUGACCGGGUUUUACGUUUACAAAAUUGCGACUGGCGGCAAUCACAUUCCAUCGAAAGCUGAAUAAUGGGUUCUUUACUCGGGUUUCUGUGGAUGUAUACGACAAGUCUUUGUUGAUGGGAUGGUUAUAUGAUACUUUCUUGAUUUUUUUUAUCAGAAAUCUUCAAUGUGUAGACAAUACUGUUGUGGUUAUGCUUUGAAACAAGUGCUUGAUUUUGCGUUUCUGAGAA